Messenger RNA from Cucumis melo (muskmelon), 1480 nucleotides. Its product is annotated as truncated transcription factor CAULIFLOWER A. The record is from RefSeq and is a predicted model, not a curated record. The transcript has 9 exons. NCBI's taxonomy places the organism in Eukaryota, Viridiplantae, Streptophyta, Magnoliopsida, Cucurbitales, Cucurbitaceae. Gene Ontology annotation, biological process: positive regulation of transcription by RNA polymerase II. Gene Ontology annotation, cellular component: nucleus. Gene Ontology annotation, molecular function: protein dimerization activity; RNA polymerase II cis-regulatory region sequence-specific DNA binding; DNA-binding transcription factor activity, RNA polymerase II-specific. Bases 230 to 1015 code for a protein of 261 amino acids.
AGAGAGAAAAUAUUAUUACCCCAUCUUCCAAUAUUGUUUCCUUUCUCUCUAACAAACAAAAGUUUCAUAUUUUCCCAUUUUUCAUACCAAAAGUUUCAUUUUUUUCCUCCCCACAACUAUUUCUUGAAUGAAAUAGCAAGAGGGCUAGAGAAAGCUGGGGGGAUUUUUUUUUUUAAUUUUUGUUUAGUUUUUGAGAAUUUUGUUAUUUGGGUUUGAAGUUUGAACUGAAAUGGGGAGAGGGAGAGUGCAAUUGAAGAGAAUAGAGAACAAAAUUAAUAGACAAGUGACUUUCUCAAAAAGAAGGUCAGGUUUAUUGAAGAAAGCUCAUGAAAUUUCAGUUCUUUGUGAUGCUGAAGUUGCUCUUAUUGUUUUCUCCACCAAGGGGAAGCUCUUUGAAUACUCGACUGAUUCUUGUGAAAUGAAUAUGAGUCAGAAUUUGAAUUUUCAUUUCAGCAUGGAGAAAAUUCUUGAGCGUUAUGAAAGGUAUUCAUAUGCAGAGAGGAGACUUGUUGCAAAUGAUAGCCUAUCAAAUGGAAAUUGGACACUUGAGCAUGCAAAGCUUAAAGCCAGAAUAGAGGUUUUACAGAAAAACCACAGGCAUUUCAUGGGGGAAGAUCUGGACUCAUUGAGUCUAAAAGAGCUCCAAAAUAUUGAGCAACAACUUGAUUCUGCACUCAAGCAUAUAAGAGCUAGGAAGAACCAACUCAUGCAUGAAUCCAUUACAGAGCUACAGAAAAAGGGCAAAGUACUACAAGAGCAUAACAACAUGUUAGGCAAGAAGAUAAAGGAGAAGGAGAAAUCACGAGCUCACAAUCCACUAAUGGAGCAGCAGCAGCAGCAGGAUGGUAAUGCCAUUGAGUCUUCUCCACUUCUUCUACCUCAACCAUUUCAAUCUCUCAGCAUGAGUUGUCCUUAUACAACCCACGUCCCCGAAGAGAACGACUCCACUGUCAAUCACGACAGAUCCGAUACCCUCCUCCCGCCGUGGAUGCUCCGCCACCACCUUGGUGACUAAAAUAAUACAUAUAUACAUUACAAGACUUAUAAUAACUGUAAGGCUUGUUAUAUAUAUAUAUAUAUAUAUAUAUAUAUAUAUAUAUAUAUAUAUAUGUAUGUAUGUAUAAUAAUAUAGUAAUUGUCUUGUAGUAGUAAUAUAGUAUAUCACAAAAUAUUGUUCUUUAGGUGUAUGAACAACCCCUGUUGGAUAAUGGAUAUAUAUUGGGAUUGGAUCCUUUGUGGAAAACUUGUACCGUAGCUUUUAGUAAGUGUAAUUAAGGAAAUUAAAAGGGUACGCCAUGGGAACAGAGAAAAGCUAGCAUGGAGCUAUAUAUAUAUAUAUAUAUAUAUAUAGGCUUGUUAUUAUUGGUUCCCAAAAUGAGACAUUUUAUAUAUAGAUAAUAAGGCACAGUUUAUAUGAUUAUUGUGUAUAUAUAUACUUUGUAUAAAUGCCAACCCCACUAAUAACUUUUUAUUUACUCAA